This is a messenger RNA of Blastomyces gilchristii SLH14081, 792 nucleotides long. RefSeq lists its product as uncharacterized. The transcript is spliced from 5 exons. The record is from RefSeq and is a predicted model, not a curated record. The coding region runs from base 1 to 792 and encodes 263 amino acids. NCBI's taxonomy places the organism in Eukaryota, Fungi, Ascomycota, Eurotiomycetes, Onygenales, Ajellomycetaceae.
AUGCCCUCGCUCCGACACAACUUCUUCCGCUUUCCCAUGUCUCCAAUAUCAGAUUUAGCAGCGUACCUUCUCAGGCCAUCUGUGGACUCUACAACUCAGACAAUUGCUCUCAGGAGGCUCUCAAGGACGAAGUUCCCAAACCACAAUUCCACUUGGACCAAGAACAGUUCAGACACCCUGACCCUCCCAGAUGCCCGAAAACUAGGUUAUGCCCAAUAUGGCUCCCUGACAUGGCGGCCUAUCCUUUACCAACACGGCCUUCCAGGCUCUCGCAUUGAGGCUGCUGUUUUUGAUGAACUGGGUGAAAAAUAUGCAGUCCGUAUCAUCGCCAUAGACAGCCUGGUUGUGGUUGGAGUUCACCCCACCCAGAUCGAACACUUCUCAAUCAUCCAAAAGACUUGGAAUGCCUUGCAGAGCAUCUCGGGCUGGAUGAGUAUUAGGAUAUCAGGAGGUGGGCCAUACGAUACGCCCUUGCUUGCGCAAUGGCGUUACCCCGCGAAAAACUCAAUGGUUUUCCAUCACGAACCAGCAGCACAGCUAGACCUGAGUGGUGAGAAGUGUCUUCAGCUCACGCAGCAGCUUGUGGCUAAAGCUGAGGCUACAGCCCAUGAAAGUGACCUUAAAGUUUUUAAGGAUGAAGAUUAUGCUCAGGGGUUUGAUGGGGUUACUCAGGAUGACAGGUUGGUGGCAUCUGACUUUGGCUUUCGAAUAGAGGAUAUCUGCCUCGACUUACCUGUACAGCUGUGGCAUGGGAAGUAUGAUAGGUUUGUUCCCCUCAAUCAUGGCGAGUAA